AUGAAUGUUAUAAUCACAAUACCGUGGCCGGUUAAAGGAAAAGGUGUGCGCGAUGUGUUUUACUUCGUAAGAAUUCUUAAAGCGACGUUGAAAGAAUCGCAAAGACGUUCCAAUUCGCAAAACGAAGCCCUCACAAGUUCUCUUACACGUCUCGAGUUUAGACAUAAAAUGCUGGUGGAGGAUAACAAAGGUAUUAAAUAUUUGAUCGUUUGUUCUCACAUUAGAAAAGAUGCUGCUUUGCCAUGUUUCAUCUUGUUGUGUUCUGACUCAUAA
Messenger RNA from Clunio marinus, 273 nucleotides. Lineage: Eukaryota; Metazoa; Arthropoda; Insecta; Diptera; Chironomidae. The record is from the annotation of a GenBank genome assembly.